AUGACAGAUAAACAUACAUGGACCAAUGAGCAAACAGAAUUCUUAUUGAACACUUGCAUUGAAGAACUACAAAAUGUGGGUAGAAAAGGUUUGAGUUUGCACAAACAUUCAUGGAACAAGUUAGGAAUAACCAUUAAGGAAAAGUUUGGUGUGGAUUUGAGUAAAAGACAACUGAAAAACGCCUAUGACAACCUUAAAGCCAAAUACACGGGAUGGUUAUACUUGAAAAACAAAACUGGCAACCUUUAUAAUCCUCAAACAAAUACUUUUAACUUAACAAAUGAGGAGUGGGAGGACUUUAAAAAGCCACCACCUUCUGCUGCUUCACCUUCUGGUAACCCCAACAAAAGAGCUAAACCCUCAACUCCUAGACCUCGAGCUGCUAGUGCCUCACCUGAGCCACCUUCUAGUGUCUCCCCUAAAGCUUCUAUUACUGCUGAUGAUUUAGCAUUGGAGAUGCAGAAAGCUCUACGACAUUUGACUCGAGGGCCAACAAUUCCCCAAUGUUUAGAGAAGCUAGAGUUACUCAAGUUAGGCCCGGUAGACCCUCUACGAUUUGCUGCUUAUCAUAUUUUUGGAGGGACCAUGAAUAUGAGAGAGUUGUGGAUAAAUUUGCCUAAUGAUCCACAAAUAUUAAGAGGAUGGAUCGAGAUGACAGCUACAAGUUUAGGAGUAUUGAAGGAUGGAAACAUUUUGUAA
Molecule: messenger RNA, 699 nt
Organism: Lactuca saligna
Lineage: Eukaryota; Viridiplantae; Streptophyta; Magnoliopsida; Asterales; Asteraceae
Source: the annotation of a GenBank genome assembly